CUUGUGGGAGUGCAUGAGCCAUCUGGGAGCGGGGCCAAGACGCAGCCGACGGCUGCCCCAAAGUGCUGCGGAGGCACUCUCGCCUCCAGCCGGCGCUGCCUGCCCGGUCGCAGCGCCGGCGCGCGCGCGCAGGCGCCGCGGCGAUUGGCGUCCUGCGGGAGAGCAGCCCCGCCGAGCACCCGCAGUGACUCCCGGUGCCCCUGGUGCGCACGGAGCUCUCAGCAAGGUAGAGACUAACGGUGACCGCGCCACUCGCUCCCCGGCGAGGAUCCACAAGCAACACCCUCGGAGGAAGAGGAUCCCGGCAUGGCGCCGCCGGCCGCUACUAUAAUAGAAGGCCGCCUCUACUACUGUAGUGUACGACACAACCAGCCCCCGACGGGAGAGGGCUCGCACUGGUUUAGUAUUGAUGAUGCGCUCGUGUAUUGGAAUUUCUUUCUCGACUUUGGACCGCUGAACCUGGGGCAACUCUAUCGUUUUUGUGCUUUACUGAACCAGAAGCUCAGAGCUCCAGAACUUAGUGAGAGGCCGAUCUACUACUACUCGUCUUCUGAUCCUCGAGCGAGAUCGAACGCCGCCGUCCUGAUCGGUUGUUGGCAAAUCCUAUACUUACAACGAACGCCGGAGGAGGCCUGGGCGCCCUUAUCGACCUACGGCAGAUACGCGCCGUUUCAUGAUGCCUCACCUUGUGCCUGCACGUAUGAUGUGACGGUGCUCGAUUGCCUGAAAGGCCUCCACAAAGCGCGAGCUUGUAAUUUUUUCGACUUCGACGCCUUCGAUUUAAAUGAAUAUGAACAUUUUGAAGCGGUGGAGCACGGCGAUUUGAACUGGCUCGUGUAUGGUCGGUUUUUUGCCUUCGCGGGCCCGCACGACGCGCACCGGAACCCCCACACCGGGUAUGAAACGUUAGCGCCCGAGGACUACGUGCCCUACUUCAAGUCCAGGAACGUUUCAUUGAUAGUACGAUUGAACAAGCCCUACUACGAUAGGCAAAAAUUUCUGAAGAACGGCAUCGAUCAUGUGGACAUGUACUACUUGGAUGGGUCGAAUCCACCGAUUAAGAUAUUGAGGAAGUUCCUCGAGGUCUGCGAACAGACCACAGGCGCGAUCGGGGUCCACUGCAAAGCUGGAUUAGGAAGAACGGGAACGUGCAUCGGCUGCUACUGCAUGAAGCACCACAAGUUCACGGCGGCGGAAAUCAUUGCGUGGUUCCGCAUCUGCCGGCCCGGUUCCGUGAUCGGUCCCCAACAGCACUUCAUGCAGGAGAUGGAGCGCGUGUUGUGGCAAGAAGGGGAGGCCUUCAAGCUGAAGCGGUCGCCCUCGAUGUCGAAGAAGGUCGUGUCCAAGGAAGAUGAGUCCGUGGCGUCGCUCGGAUCUUCCAUGAAGGGGUUGGCUCUCGCGGGCGCGCGGUCGCUGUCGCCUUCCGGUACAACGCCGACGCAGGGCGACUUCCUCCGCCAGGCGCGCCAACGCACCGGAUGACCCGUCUCGCCCGCCCUUAUUACUCGUCUCGGACGCCCUUAAUCUUAGAGAAUAGCA
This is a messenger RNA of Pelagomonas calceolata, 1539 nucleotides long. Lineage: Eukaryota; Pelagophyceae; Pelagomonadales; Pelagomonadaceae. The record is from the annotation of a GenBank genome assembly.